GCUGGAGGAGGCAUAGAAGGCACCUGAAAUAUACUUAAGACACUGCAGUUCCAGGGCAAAGGUGCAGCCAGGAUGGAAACUAUCUCUGUUUUCCUUCUGCUGGCAGUGGGUAAGUAGGAGACUCCGAAGCCAGCUCUUUGCUUUGGACUGUUUUUUCCAUUAAUGGCAGAUCAAGCCUCAUCUUAUUGUAAAAGUAGGUUCAGUUUUGGGUUGACUUGACCUGUCAGCAGUCUACUACAGCUACCUUCACAAUGUGUGGGGGAAUAUUAAAAGCUUGUUGUUUCAUUCAAUGUUUGUGCCGUGCUUUUCAGUUAAAAAUAGAAAAGGUGACUUAUAAUUAUCAAUUUAUUUUGAGAAGAACAAUUUUACAAAAAGGAACUGCAGCAAUUGUGGAAGUGGCUGGGGGUGGGGUAGGGAUAUUGUACAAAAUCAGGAGUACAGAAACCAAGUUGUGAGGGACUUUUUCAGCCCGGUGGGCCAAUUUCUUAGCUCCCCUGCUCCUGGUGGGCCACUUUGAUAGGUGGAAUGCAUGGCAGACACCUAAGGUCACCAAAAUGUCCAGUGAGACAUUUCUUCCUUGGCAGUGUGGUGGAGCAGUUGAUCCCAGUGGGUCUCGACGACCCAGUGGGUCUAGAAGCUGGCACUAAGUUCAAGCCAUGCUUUUUGGCAGGGAUCAUCUCCACUCCAGAGCUCUGAUCAGAAGCUCCCGAGUGUGGAAUCAAUCCCAGUUGGCCUUGCAAUUGGAGCCAGACUUAAAAGGACUUGAAUACAAGCCCUGCUUUUCAUGGAACUAUUGGGAACACAUUUCAAGUCUCCUGGUUGUUCUUUCCUAUCUGGAUCUUUACUUGCCCCACCCGCAGGGGGCCAAGGUGUCUUUAGCCUCCUUAAAAUCUCUGGGCAAGGGGCUGGGCCUUCUCAAUGUCUGUCAGCCUUCCUGACUACUGACUUUCUCCACAAGCCCAGAGCACCAGUGCCGGAUGGAAAGGCAUGUUGUGCUCAUCAGCAGGAUUGAGCCAAGGCGCUGGACUUUCGGCACUCUGGUGUGAUCCUGCUGACGAGCCCAUAUAGUUUUGUGUCUCAGAUCAAAUCAUUUGAUAAAGGUAGGUCUUCUUUAAACCCUGUGAAGGAUGGGGCUCUGCUUAUCAUUUCAUUUUAUAGAAUCAUAGAAUUGAACCAUUGGAAGGGACUGCAAGGGUCACCAGCUCCCUGCAACACAGGACUCUUUUUGCCCAAUGUGGGGCUCAGAUUUACAAUCCCGAGAUUAACAGUCUCAUGCUGUACGGACUGAGCUAUCCCUUCCAAUACAACAUCCCCAAAAGGUUUAACCACAAAAACAUCAUCAAUAAUAAAUAUAUAUAUAAACACUAUUUCAAAACCGUGGUAAGAAUUUACAGGUACAUUCUUACCACAAAAUUAAGACAGGGUAGAAAUAGUCAUUGAAAAAUCUUGCUGGCUGGGAAAGGGUCGAAAAGAUAAUUAACAACAGUAUCUGAUGGGAGUUCCAAUAGGUAGGUGAAACUGCACUAAAGACCAAUUCCUAACUAUUAUGGAAUGGGCUUCCUGGUGAGAUAAUAUUUGCAAAGGCCCUCUCCUGCAAAGUACAGAGGCCAGUUUGGGUAUAUAAGGCGUGAGGCAAUGUUUUAGGUAUCUGAAUCAUAUGUCCCACAGUUGCGAAGUACACUGAAAAUGUUCUCUUGCCAGCCAUGGUAGCUUGGACUUCACUGAUUUGUUACAGGGUAUACGUGUGGCUAGAUGGCUGCGUUGUCUUCUGGCAAGCCUUGGAUGAGAUAGCAUAUUCAGUAGUGGGGGCAUCAAUCUUAUUGCUACUGUUUACCAGCAGAGAGAGGAAGAGGAGGAACCAGGGGGCAGAAAGGUCAGGGUGGUGGAAAUGCACCAGCAGAUGCACAGUACAAUCUAGAUAGCAUUGGGGCUCUCUCUCUCUCUCUCUCUCUCUCUCUCUCUCUCUCUCUCUCUCUUGCUGCCACAUCACCCUGUUGACUUAGUUUGUGGUCAACUAAGACCCCCUAGAUCAAAUCUCGAUUUGAAACUCAAUGGAACACUUCUGGAAUCUGCAUUAAAAACUCUUGUCUCUCCCUGUGUAUGCCUGUAAACAUGAAACAGAUCUGAUGGCUUCUCUCUUGCUGCUCUUUAGGGUCAACCCUGACCUCUCCAACCGAUGCCUCCAAAGGUAAGAUCUACUUGACUGGUGGGCCUGAAUUUGGGCUGAGGAUUUGCCUUGAACAAAUGAAUGGCAGUGCACUUAUAAAACAUUCAGGCAUUACUCCACCAAACAUUGCAAGCAUGUGUGGUGGAGGAUUCCAGGCACCUUAAGACCUCCACCCCCACUGAUUCCACCCCCAAUUCCCAUGUUCACUGGGAAGGUUUGAAGGAGAAUUUUGCAGGCUUCCUGAUCCUGGGGGAUAUCCUAAGCGUUUUCUUAUAAAGGACACAUUCAGGCUGUAUACAUGCCAUAUGUUAAAGCACAUGGUUUCCCCCAAAGAAUCCUGGGAAGGGCAGUUCACCCCCUUGCAGGGCUAGUUCCCAGCACCCUUAACAAACCAUAGUUCCCAAGAUCCUUUGGGUGACGUUUGUGCGCUUUAUGCAGCCUCAGACCCAGAUAGAGGGAGGAGAGGCUGGCCAAACACAUAGCCCUCCCUCCUCCCCAGGGGGCCUUCUGUAAAAUGAGUUGCUGGCUUGGGCUCUAACAAGAUGCUCCCUUCUCCUCUAGAAUCAUUGAUGUACCCUUAUGGGACUGCACAGGGUGACACAAAGAACCCCAAGUCAGAUGAUGGGACAUCUACAAAGAUCAUCACUGCAGUGCCCUUCAGCUUCUAUGGCAAAAAGUACAGCUCACUCUACGUACGUAAUGCCUGACCAAAGCCCCAGUCUACAUGUUUCUUGACUAGAAGGGCAGGUGGUACAGAACACUGCUCACCUGUCAUUGAGAUCUAGCAGGCUGCCUUGUACUGUCCCAUCUUCAGUCUUGCUAUCUAAUCUAGUUGUCCAUCUGUGCAUCCAUCCAUUGAUGGUUCCAGGUUUCAAGGAACCUUCGGCAAGGUUCUACCUCCUCACCAUCACUGUUGCCACCUACUGAUUCUCCUCAUUUCUGAGGUCAGUGUUGGCAGGUGUUCAAUCACACCAACAAGGGGUGCCAACUUGAAUAAAAUAUUGGGGGGGGGAGUAAGCCCCAUCCUGCAUGAUAAAUCACAUGAUGUCACAUACACACACACACCAUUUGAAUGGCAAUGUCCAUCAACUUUGGGGGACGCGGGUGGCGCUGUGGGUAAAACCUCAGUGCCUAGGACUUGCCGAUCGUAUGGUCAGCGGUUCAAAUCCCCGCGGCGGGGUGAGCUCCCGUCUUUCGGUCCCAGCUCCUGCCCACCUAGCAGUUCGAAAGCACCCCUAAGUGCAAGUAGAUAAAUAGGUACCGCUUUAUAGCAGGAAGGUAAACGGCAUUUCUGUGUGCUGCGCUGGUGCUGGCUCGCCAGAGCAGCUUCGUCACGCUGGCCACGUGACCCGGAAGUGUCUCUGGACAGCGCUGGCCCUCGACCUCUUAAGUGAGAUGGGCGCACAACCCUAGAGUCGGACAUGACUGGCCCGCACUGGCAGGGGUACCUUUACCUUUACCUAAGCCCCUCAAAUAUUUUAAUGGGGGGCUGAAGGGACCUCAGCUUCUAGGAGUUGGCUCCUAUGACGCCAACCCUAUAUCUCUCAGUCUACCUACCUGCUGUCAUUCACACCUGUAUCUCUCUCCUUUCUUCAGGUCAACAACAACGGGGUGGUCUCCUUUGGUGUGAAUGUCUCACAGUACACACCCGACCCUUUCCCGCUGGAUUUAGGGUCACCCUUUGUCGCCCCCUAUUGGGGGGACGUUGACAAUACUAGAGGUGGGGAUGUCCUCUGGAGACAGACUCAGGACUCUGCAGUGCUUAGCCGCUGUACCGCAGACAUCAACCAGUACUUCCCAGAGAUGUCUUUCACGGCUGUCUGGGCCUUGGUUGCUACCUGGGACCGUGUUGCCUACUUUGGAAGUGCUUCAAAAAAGGUAGGCCUCUCCCUGACCUAUAGUAGCCAGCUGCAGGAGAUGAUAGGGCCCUGGGUGGCGCAGAAAAGGGACUUUCAGCAGAUGAAACUUACAAGGGCAACACUUGCCAAAAAUGCCUCUACUCUCCCUGACCACUCAGCAUUGUCCCACCACUAUCCCUCUGACCCUUUUCGCCUUGGGGGUUCCCCAUCUGGUGCCUCCCACCAUUCCUCUACAUCCAGCCAGUCCAUGACACAGCCACACAAAAGUCAGAGGUUUGUAACGUUCAGUCCCCGGGUCUGAGGUUCCUCCCCUGCCCUAACCCUUAAUAUGCAAUGUGAAAAUGUGGUAACAAGAGGAACGGAUGGGGAACCUGUUGUUGGACUCCAGCCACCAUCAUCUACAACCAGUGUGGUCAAUGGGGCGGCAACAUCUGGAAAACCGCAGGUUCCUCUGUCCCUAAUCUACCGGUAGAUGAUUUCCCUAUCACUCUUGAUGAAGAAGACUUCCCCAUGUAGCCCUCCUACUUUGUGUGCCCCAGAGACAGAGCUGCAUCUCUUUGUGCUGUCCUUAGCUCCACAGUCCAAUGUCUCUUUUCUUUCUGCUGCAGACCAACACUUUCCAGGCUGUCUUGACCACCAAUAACGAAAUCGCUUUCAUCAUUUUGAAUUAUGUCGACAUCCAGUGGACAACCGGGAUAGCAAGCGGUGGGCAUCCCAGGACAGGCCUUGGGGGAACCCCUGCACAGGUAUUUGAUCUGAAUAGGAACACUGAGGGAAUCUGACCUUUGCAGAUUCCGAUAUGAAACUGACCUGGUCUCUGACCUCCCAGACCAACAUGUGGGUCAGAACAUCCUUUGGGUUUCAUGCUUCUCCAGAGCUUUUGGCCAAAACCAAAAGUAUCAAAAUACAGUGGUACCUCGGGUUAAGAACUUAAUUGGUUCCGGAGGUCCGUUCUUAAUCUGAAACUGUUUUUAACCUGAAGCACCACUUUAGCUAAUGGGGGCGCCUGCUGACGCUACACAAUUUCUGUUCUCAUCCUGAAGCAAAGUUCUUAACCCAAGGUGCUAUUUCUGGGUUAGCGGAGUCUGUAACCUGAAGUGUCUGUAACCCGAGGUACCACUGUAUAUGUUUUAAAUGGAGAUUAAAACAAAACAAAACCACAUUUGUUUUGUGAGAAAAGGUGUUUGGGAUACUCAUUAUGGGUUGUAUCCAAUGUUCUCUGUCUGCACAAGCAGGUGGGCAAGUUUUCAUUCUCUGCAAUGAAGGACUCUGCAACACAAGGGAGAACUCCAGUGAAACAGUUGCGUUAGUGAGAACUUGUUGCUCAAUAAAACUACCAGCAACUUGCUUCUGUGUUCUCUUGUGCAACAACUUCCCGCUGCUGCAGAAUAUUUUGCCAGGGGAACAAGUAUACAGCCAAGUGACUUUGACUUGGAUACAACCCUUAAGUAUUAAUGGGGGGGACAGUUCCCCCCCCUUUUUCUUAAUGGACAGAUUAAGAGCUCAUCCGCAUUCCUGCUUCUCCCAUGCCUAGGAAGCAUGGGUCUGAGCUGUUUUCUGCUUAUCUCACAUUUUCUAGGCAUGCGUCCAAGUGGUAGUGCCUUUGCCCCAAAGCUUCCCCCCCAACCCCCCCCCCCUGUAUUUAGCACUAAAUCAGAACAAACACCAAUCCAUGGGAAACCUGCCAUUUGUUCCAAUUCAGAAGUGGAGUAAAUGGAGGUGUGGCUAAGCCCUUAGCGUUUAACUUUAGAAUCAUAGAAUUGUAGAGUUGGAAGGGACCCAACUCCCUGCAAAGGAUGCUUCGCCAUGAUAUCCAGAUAUGCUUUGUAUGCAUCUGAGCCGAUUCUGCUCUUAAGCAGGCCUGGCUUUGUAAGUGAUCAGAUGGGAGAAACCACCUGCAGAUGAUGGGUAUAAGCUGCCUUGCUGAAAUCAGAAACAGCAGGCUAUCCAUGUACAGAGUUAAACUGCCAUGUGAACAGUCCAACAGAUCAAUAUUUCCAUCCUGAGUGAUUUCAUGAAUGUUGAAAUUGUACUGUAAAGUGCAAUGCAUAACCUACAGCAGCUUUCCGCCAACUUGGUGUCCUCCGCAUGCCACUAGACUACAGCUCCCAUCAUCCCUGAUCACUGGCCAUGUGGCCUGGGGCUGAUGGGAGUUGCGAUCCAAAAGCAGCUGGAGGGCACCAGGUUAAGGAAGGCUGUCUUAAAAUACUAUCUGAAUGUCAGCCCAUUAACUCACUAACUGGAAAGAAAUUGGAGGUGUUAUUGUAUUUUUGUUCCAGUUAUAUCAGCAGUUAUGGCAAAGAUUGGCCCAGCACUAAUUGCUGAUAUCUGGAGAGCGGGUCCUGGAUUUUCAUUGUGAUGGGUUUUUUGGCAAGGGAGGGGUCUCUACUGCCAGGGCUUUACUUUUCCUGUGCUAAGUCCAAUAACUAUUUUGCACCCCAAAUGCGGUGGCAAUGAACUUGGAUUCCACAACCCAAAUUUAAUUACGCAGAAUGAGGGAAAUUGCAUGCUCUUCUUAUCGAUGAAUGGGACACGGGUGGCGCUGUGAGUUAAACCAUGGAGCCUAGGACUUGCCGAUCACAAGGUUGGCAGUUCAAAUCCCUGCAACAGGGUGAGCUCCUGUUGCUCGGUCCCUGCUCCUGCCAACCUAGCAGUUUGAAAGCACGUCAAAGUGCAAGUAGAUAAAUAGGUACCACUCCAGCGGGAAGGUAAAUGGCAUUUCCAUGCGCUGCUCUGGAUCUCCAGAAGCAGCUUAGUCAUGCUGGCCACAUGACCCGGAAGCUCCCUUGGCCAAUAAAGCGAGAUGAGCGCCGCAACCCCAGAGUCAGUCACAACUGGACCUAAUGGUCAGGGGUCCCUUUACCUUUACCUUAUCCAUGAAUUUAUUCUGAAGGUUUUGCUUUUUCAUUUAUUCUGCUUCUGCAACUCGAAGGAGGAACAAGGAACAAGGGCAUGGCAUUUCUGACCUCUGAUCGCUGGAAAUCUGAUUCAUUAAUGCUUCUAGCUUCUGAAAUGUGCAAAGCUUUGCUUGAACAAUUUCAGGAAGCAGGCAUCGAACAAUAAGGGAAGUUGAGGGUUUGCUUGUGGUGUUUCUAUGUUUUCUAAAUGAAAGCUGAAAUUCUCAGUAACCGAAUUCUGCAGCUAGUUCCAUAUUCCUGUGGCUAUAACGUGCUUUAGGGCUAUUUCACAGCAACCACACAAUCACAUCUGGCUAUUGCUAAAUCAGCUUUCAGUUGCCAGUGCAAAAACAAACAAACCUAAAAACCCACUCUUGAAGAUUCUGCUGCAGUUAUCCCGCUGUCAUACAGAUAUUUGCCCUGAUCUGGAGCCUGGGUGGUUGUUAUUUACAGAUAUGUCCUGCCCUUCUUCCAAACUGCUCAACAUGACAUUCCAGAUUCUCUAUCCCUGUUUGAGGCAGUGAUGGCCACCAGCUUUGAUGGCUUUCAAAGAGUGUCUAAUCCUCACUCUUUUGAGGACCUCUCAAUAAUUGUUAAAAAAAAUUCAGGGGGCGAGGGAGGCCAGUCGUGUCUCCUCCUCCUUCUCCUUUUUUAAAAGAAAUUUUAUUUUUCAAUUUCUGAAAUUGUUAACAAUUAUACAAUCAUACAAAUUAAAUAAGUUUUCCAAUAAAAACACAUCGUUUGACUUCCCUCCCCACUCCUUCUGUGGUUUCUUAUGCUUUAAUUUUCAUUACUGCACCUCCCAAUUGUUGUUGUUGUUGUUUAGUCGUUUAGUCGUGUCCGACUCUUCGUGACCGCAUGGACCAGAGCAUGCCAGAGUCUUCCACUGCCUCCCACAGUUUAGUCAAACUCAUGCUGGUGGCAUGCACCUCCCAAUUAAUUCUAUUGAUUCUACUCCCUGUGUUUUCCUUAACAAAUACAUCCACCCCCAUUGUUCUGACCGGACACUGAGGUCCAGUGCCAAGGGCUUUCUGACGGUUCCCUCACUAUGAGAAGCCAAAUUACAGGGAACCAGGCAGAGGGCCUUCUUGGUUGUGGCACCCGCCCUGUGGAACGCCCUCCCACCAGAUGUAAAGAGAAAAACAACUAUCAGACUUUUUAAAGGCAUCUGAAGGCAGCCCUGUUUAGGGAAGCUUUUAAUAUUUAAUAGGUCAUUGUAUUUUAAUAUUCUGUUGCAAACCGUCCAGAGUAGCUGGGGAAACCCAGCCAGAUGGGCGGGGUAUAAAUAAUAAAUUAUUAUUAUAUAUUAUUAUUAUUUAACAGUUGUUUUAGAUUAAUCCUGCUAAUGAGCUUUGUUGUUUACAAAGGUUUUACAGAUAGUCCAUGAAUCUUCCCCAUUCUUUAUUAAAAGUUGUUUCUCCGUGGUUUCCUAUUCUUCCAGUAAAUUUUGUCAUUUCAGCAUAAUCCAUUAAUUUAAUCUGCCACUCCUCUUUGGUUGGGACUCUUCUCCUCCUGCUGCUGCGGAGGAGGAGGAGAAGAAGGGGGGAAGCAGACCCCAGCCAGUGGCGGCAGUCGGAAGAGGAGGAGGAGGAGGCUGAGCACCAGAGAGGAGGAGCCACUGGCCAAUGAGGCCGCACUGCUGCCACAUUCGGCUCCACCUCCUAGCUCCUCCCAACAUCCUGACAUCACAUGCAUGCGUCAUCGCCCCCCUCCAAAUCUCCUUCACAAGUUGGGCUCUGAUGGAGAGCAAAGCCAUCAGCAACUCUCCUAAGCCUGAUGGCUAUUUUCUACCUCCACUUCAUGCUUCCAAAGACCAGUUUGUGGGAACUGCAGGUGCUGUGUGCUGAGGACCUGCUUGCUGGCUUCCCAUAGACAUCUGGUUGGCCAGUGUGAUAACAUUUUGCUGGACUUGAUGAGCCACUGACCUUACAUUCUUAUGCAUACGGGUAGUACAUCUGAGCCGUGAGGCGGGAAAAAGGCAGCGGCAGGGGUUAACAGUUUAAAAUAUAUAUAUACAUUUGGUUUUUCAACUUAAAAUUUUACAAAAAUAUAUCAAACAUAAAAACAAGAUUCCAAGGAAUCUCCUGGACUUCCAUCCUCCCCUUGGUGGGUCCUAUUAUUAAUCCUUUCCUCCCAUAUCUUUUAUGAUAAGCCAAAUCUUUUACCUCUCCAUUAUGUGCAGCAUUCAACCUUAAACUACAAGUGAUAUUCCAAUCCUACUAACGACUUUAACUGUUUACAAUGGUCUUUAAGAUAAGUUAUAAAUUUUCCCAAUUUUUUAUUGAAAUUUUCGUCUUCCUGAUUUCUGACUCUUCCAGUCAUUUUAGCCAUUUCAGCAUAGUCCAUUAACUUCAUCUACCAUUCUUCUCUGGUAGGAACUUUAUCUUCUUUCCAUCUCUGGGCCAGUAACAGCCUCACAGCCAUGGCCACAUACAUAAAUAGUCUUUUCUGCUCCUUUGGGAUUUCAGCACCUAGAAUUCCUAAAAGGAAGGCUUCAGGCUUUUUAAACAAAGGUUAUUUUAAAUAUUUUUUUUAAACUCAUUAUAUACCAUUUCCCAAAAUCCUUUUGCUACCUUACAGUUCCACCACAUAUGAUAAAAGGUGCUUUCUUUUUCCUUACAUUUCCAGCAAUGUUUUAUACAUUUUUGCGAAUUUACUAGCAGUUAAAGUCCAUGUUUUAUACAUUUUUUGUGAAUUUACUAGGAGUUAAAGCCAACCAAACAUUUCCACACAUACAUGAAUAUGCAGAAAGGGAUCAAGACUGAGGAGAAUGGACACUACAUUGCUUUUCUCCUUUCUUCACUCCCUAGGCUGGAUUUGACAGUGGAGACAAGAAAAACUUUUACAACAUCCCAGCAUCACGCACCCCCAGUGUCCUCAAUAUCACACAAACCACCAACGUGCAGUUUACAGGGCGAUGGGUGUUCCAAGUGGAUGAGAUUGUGAUUGGAGACACAACGGAGAAGAGCAAAUGCUUGGAGUAAGUGCCAGCAGACCCUGUCCUUUGAGAGGGGUGGUUUUUGUUUGGAUUGUUUUAAUAAUACUUAUAUUACAUCAGGGCCUGAUUUAGGUUUGAUGAGGCCCUAAGCUACUGAAGGUAAUGGGGCCCUUUAUAUGUCCAGUUGUCCUUUGUCAACAAAUUGUCGCUGUUUUUUUGUUGUUGAAUAUAUGCUAUAUGGUAAUUUGUGGACCUAAUAGGUAUCUAAAGCCAUUUGCACAUAACAAAAUUUAUCAAAGUAAUUGUUGAACUGAAAUACAAUUAAGAAGAAGCAUUUUAAUAGUGAAAUACAAUUAAGAAGUAUGUUAACAGUGAAAUAAUUAUUAAGCUCUAACUUAAAAUUAUUUUUUUAUUCAUAACAAACUUAAUAAUGCAAACACACUGGCAUUUGGCAAUAACAAAAGUUCCUUUAGAAACUCAGUUUACAAAGACUCAUAAUCUAGUCUCUAGAAACUUGCUAUAACAUGAAAUAAUAAUAGGUGUAAAUAUAUGAUGCAAACUACUAAUAAUUAUAAAUAGCAGAAUGUAGGCACCCUAUAUAUAGAAAUGAGAAAACCAGUGACAUUUUAGGGAGCAGGCUAGCAGGCGGGGCCCAUUACUUACAUCAUAGGAGCCUACACAACACAAAACACUGUUGCUGUGUGUAGAUUUUAUUUUAUUGGGUUUUUUUAUCUUAUAUUUUGGAAAUGUACAUCCAGGUUUUUUUUCCUUUACUUUUUUGGGGGGUCCCCAAGAGAGUGGGGCCCUAAGCUAUAGCUUGUUUAGCUUAUACAUAAAUCCGGCACUGUAUUACAUUUUUAAAAAGAUCCCUACACACAUGCACUGUUCUUUAUGGACAAGGAUACUGGAAGCUGCCUCUGCUGGUGACAUGCUCAUUCUAGGCUUGUGUUUUAAUCUUUCAAGCUGUCACAAUGUUCCCUUAAUAAUGUGUGGGUGGGGAUGUGGCAGAGGCUGUUAAGAAAAAAUUAGCAAGUUGCUAAAACGGGCAGGAGUAGGGAUCUGCUUUUCAGUACAAAUGUUUCUGUCUCUUUUCACUAGAUGAGACCACCUGCUACUCAAGAGAGCCCCCUCCUCAUCCACCCGUGUCAAGACAGGAUGUACUGUACUCAAAUCUUUGCAAAGAUCCCUCUGCUGCCCCCUAUAGGCUUGGAGCCAUGGCUGAUUAUGGCGUACCAAUAAAAUGGCUGUGCUCUCGUUGCUACUCUC
Molecule: messenger RNA, 11127 nt
Organism: Podarcis lilfordi (Lilford's wall lizard)
Lineage: Eukaryota; Metazoa; Chordata; Lepidosauria; Squamata; Lacertidae
Source: the annotation of a GenBank genome assembly